This is a messenger RNA of Eurytemora carolleeae, 324 nucleotides long. RefSeq names its product ribonuclease Z, mitochondrial. The transcript has 4 exons. Lineage: Eukaryota; Metazoa; Arthropoda; Copepoda; Calanoida; Temoridae. The coding region runs from base 79 to 309 and encodes 76 amino acids. The record is from RefSeq and is a predicted model, not a curated record.
GGCGACUCUCCUUGUCAAAACCGGUUUAAAAGGAGUUCCGAAAGUGCUUCAAAGAAGAUUCAAUCAUUGCUUUGGAGUAUGCCGAAGGAAGAAAAACAUCUCAAGGCGUUACGCCUGUUAAAGAAAGAGAAAAAGAAUAGACGAAUUCUAGAUCAGCCUCAUAAAAUAUAUUGGCAGGUGAUGGGAGCUGGAGGUCCGGGUGCACCAACCUCUUUAUUUCUCUUUACAGAUUUUCAAGGAUAUUUCUUCAACUGUGGAGAGGGAAGUCAAAGGAUGGUAAGUCUCAUAGUCCGUUGUAAAAACAAUUAAAAAAUUAUUUAUUUA